AUGUCUCGCCAGAGAGUAACAACAAGUGGUACUACAAUAAAAGAGUUUGAAGCUUCUCCGACAGCAACAACACCACCACCACCCUAUUAUGUUAACUCGAUAAAUCAACCACCACCACCACAGAUGCCUAUAUUGAGAGAUUCAUCUUUUUUAUUAGGCGGUGUAUCUCCAGACGGACCACAUGCACUUGAAGAAGAAUGCUAUCAAAUGCUGAAAAGAGGUGGCUCAAUUGGCUAUGAGAAUAAUAAUAAUGAAAAAUUAGCGAUAAUAUCUUCAAAGAAUGGUGUCAAUGACAAAAAUUUUGAACAAAAUAAUCUCAAGAAAAUCAAAUUUGUAGAAAGAAUCCCAAAAUUGACCUACGAACCCAGUGAUUACGGAACCAUGCUUUUAGAGAGUGAUGUUUCUGAGGGAAACAAUAAAGAAAUUAAUCAAUUGAAUCAUAGUGGUAGCAGUGGUAGUAGCAAUAAUAACACUGCUACUAAUGAUAAAAAUGAUUCAGAUUCAUGGAAAAACAUUGAAGCUUCAAUGCAAAUUCAUACGACUUUGGCAAUGUUUUUGGUGUUCAUCUGGAAUCCACUCAAGACACUUUUUCUUUAUAUUCAACGACAUCCACGUGUAAAUCCAUACAUCAACAUCAAAUCGUUUAUGAUUAUUAUUGCAAUUAGUAUCUGUCUUUUCGUAGCUUAUAGGUGGAAUUAUUGCAACAAAAAUUCGGAUCAACUUUCUUUGGAUAUUGCUUGGGAUUCUGAUGAAUUUCGUGCAUUAAUUUCCAAUGAAUUUGGAACUAUUUUCUCUCAUGAAAUACAAAAAGUGUUGGAGAAAAAAGUUGAAUCUGGUCUCAAUCGAGACGAUGUAUUGGAAGCAAUGAGAAGAGAAAUGCAAGAGGUGUUUACGAGAGAAUUAUUAGAGAAAAAAUAUGGAUCAAGUCGCCCCGAUUUUGCUCUUUCAACAGUAGGUGCAAGAGUAAUUCCACAUCUGACAUCAUUAUCUUACUCUGUCUCUCCUCAAAGUUGGACAAGGAAGAUUUUUUCAUAUAUAUCGUGGCGAAAUAAUAUUGUCGACAAUGCACCGAUGAUUACUAUCGCACCUGGUAUUUAUGAUGGUCUAUGCUGGAGCUUCGCAGGACAAAAAGGAGUAUUGGCUGUGCGACUAGCGAAAAAUGCAUAUGUAACUGCAAUCACCUAUGAGCAUAUUAGUAAAGAAGUUGCAGUACGAGAUGAAGUUUCCCCAGCACCAAAAGAUUUUGAGGUCUGGGGACUUCCAGAAAACGGCAUUGAAUUGAGUGUAGAAGAUUUCACAAUAUUUCUUGGCCGUUUUGCUUAUAAUGUUAAAGCAUCAGUCCCAAGACAAAUAUUCAAUACCGCCAAAUCAAAAGUACCAAUACGUGCUGUUCUAUUUAAAAUUAUGAACAAUUGGGGCAAUUCGAAAUUUACUCGUGUUUAUCGAUUCCGUGUUCAUGGAAAUCGCGUCAAUUAA
Messenger RNA from Ambispora gerdemannii, 1476 nucleotides. Lineage: Eukaryota; Fungi; Glomeromycota; Glomeromycetes; Archaeosporales; Ambisporaceae. The record is from the annotation of a GenBank genome assembly.